Molecule: messenger RNA, 540 nt
Organism: Daphnia pulex (common water flea)
Lineage: Eukaryota; Metazoa; Arthropoda; Branchiopoda; Diplostraca; Daphniidae
Exons: 2
Coding region: 61-405 (114 amino acids)
Molecular function (GO): neuropeptide hormone activity
Source: RefSeq, a predicted model, not a curated record
AAAUAUGUCUGAAUAAAGUCCAUUCUCAUCAGUCAACUCUUCUGCAGUCAACAGUCCAACAUGGCUAAAUUCGCUACCGCACUUGUUCUCGUCUCUCUCAUUGCCAUAGCCUUGGCCACUGCAUAUCCUCCUCGUAGGAACAAAAAUAAUGCUGCUGUCUACCAGCCCGCAUCCUACAAUGUCCCUAAGAAAGGAUACGAGCCAUCUUAUGUUCAGGAGAAGAAAUAUUACAGCCCUCCCUCGUCUUAUGAUAUGAUGGGAUACGCCAGCGAGUCUGCACCUUAUUACCAGAAGGAAGGAUACAAAGCACAACCUUCUUACGUUAUGAAAGGAUCAAACUACGGCAGCGCUUACAACACUCCUUACCAGAAACCUAAAGCUUAUGGUGGCUACACAUCCUACUGAAUUGUCUAAUUAUAAAUCCACGCCCGCCCACGCCAUCCAUAACUUUAAGUUAUAACUUCUGUCCAGUUGCUUGUAUGUUUUCAAAUUAUGUUUUUAGAUGUCUAUGGGGACGAAUACAUUAUAGGAAAAACAAAA